CAUCCAGGGAGAAAGGGAGAGAAAAAAAAUUAAGAGAGAGGAAGAGAGAGAGAGAAGGAGUGGAAGCCUGAACCUGCCGGCUCCAGAGAGACCUUCCCUCCCAUCCUUUUCCAGAAAGAUGAGCUGGUGGUGGUACCCAGAAAAGGCGGUGGUGGUGGCGGCAGCAGCAGCAGCGGCAGGAAAACUGAGAGCCUGCAUCAGCCCCCUUUGCCUCCUUCCUCCAUUGACUGUGCCAAACAGCAUCUCUGCAUCCUAAAGAAGCUCAUUGCAUUCCUCGCACGUCUCAUCUUUGCUUGCUCGCCCCCCCCUCCUUUCGCCUCAGCCCUCAGCAGGAGUAUAGAAGCAGAACAGAGAGAAAGAGAGAAACCGACCAUCCUUUCCUUUUGGGUAUAUAUAUAUUUUUUAAAAGAAGCCCUUGGAAAUUCUAUACAUGCCUUUGUCUUUUUUUCUUUUUCCCCCAACUGGUUUUGCCGUUCCCCCUGCGCUCUCUAAAUGUGCUAAAAAUCUCUCCUUGGACCUGUUUUGUAAUCCAUCCUGACCAUGAAGUCUCCAACGGCAGAUCCUCCCCGUAAAAGGAAGAUGCUGUGGAUUAUUCUUUUAAGCACAACUGCUGUAGCCUGGACUACCCCUAUUCCUUUGAUAGAGGACUCGGAGGAAAUUGAGGAACCUUGCUUUGACCCUUGUUACUGUGAAGUCAAAGAAAGCCUUUUCCAUAUACACUGCGACAACAAGGGAUUUAUAAAUAUUAGCCAGAUAACGGAGUCGUGGUCGAGACCUUUCAAACUUUACCUGCAGAGGAAUUCCAUGCGGAGAUUGUACACCAACAGUUUCCUCCACUUGAACAACGCUGUUUCUAUUAACCUUGGGAACAAUGCGCUACAAGACAUUCAGAUCGGAGCCUUUAACGGGCUCAAAAUUCUGAAGAGGUUGUACCUGCAUGAGAAUAAACUAGACAUUUUCAGAAACGAUACUUUCCUCGGGUUGGAAAGUCUGGAGUAUCUGCAGGCAGAUUACAAUGUCAUUAAGCGGAUUGAAAGCGGGGCGUUCCGGAAUCUGAGCAAACUCCGGGUCCUCAUCCUGAACGACAACCUUAUUCCCAUGCUCCCCACCAAUUUAUUCAAGUCUGUGUCUUUAACUCACUUGGACUUGCGUGGGAACAGGUUGAAAGUGCUCUCUUACCGGGGAAUGCUGGACCAUAUCGGCCGCAGCUUGAUGGAAAUCCAGUUGGAAGAGAAUCCCUGGAACUGUACUUGUGAAAUCGUUCAGCUAAAGAACUGGCUGGAGCGCAUCCCUUACACUGCCCUUGUGGGAGACAUAACCUGUGAGACACCUUUCCAUUUUCACGGUAAGGACCUGAGGGAAAUUAAAAGAAACAAGCUCUGCCCUAUGUUGUCUGACUCCGACCUAGUCAACAUUGGAGUCCCUCAGUUGCCCUCGAGCAAAGAGAAUGCCUGGCCUACUAAACCUUCUUCCAUGUUGUCCUCCUUCCAUUUCACUGCUUCCUCUGUUGAAUAUAAAACGUCCCUGAAGCCGCCCAAACCCACAAAACAUCCCAGGACGCAUAAACCGCCCCCGACACCUCGAGGCCUCUAUCCUGGCCCCAACCAGGCUCCCGUUGCUGCGUACCAGACAAGGCCUCCCAUUCCGAUCAUAUGCCCUAGUGGUUGCUCCUGCAGUUUGCACAUAAACGAUUUGGGCCUGACGGUGAAUUGCAAGGAGAGGGGGUUCCACAACAUUUCUGAGCUCCUGCCCAGGCCGGUGAAUGCGAAGAAACUGUACCUAAGUGGGAAUUUGAUACAGAAAAUUUACCGUUCAGAUUUCUGGAAUUUUUCUUCUUUGGAUCUCCUGCAUCUUGGGAACAACCGGAUCUCCUACGUGCAGGAUGGGGCGUUUAUCAAUCUGCCGAAUCUGAAGAGUCUGUACCUGAACGGCAACGACAUUGAGAGGCUGACACCGGGCAUGUUCCGAGGCCUACAGAGUCUGCAUUAUCUGUACUUCGAGUACAACCAGAUCAGGGAGAUCCAGCCUGCUGCCUUCAGUCUCAUGCCCAACCUGAAGCUGCUCUUCCUCAACGACAAUCUCCUGAGGACCCUUCCAACCGAUGCCUUUGCCGGCACCUCCCUGGCCAGGCUCAACCUGAGGAACAACAAAUUCCUGUACCUGCCUGUGGCUGGCGUACUGGAGCACCUCAAUGCCAUCGUCCAGAUUGACCUGAAGCUCAACCCUUGGGACUGCACAUGUAACCUGGUGCCUCUCAAGCAGUGGAUUGAGACCAUCAGCUCAGUCAUCGUGGUGGGGGACGUCCUUUGUGCUAGCCCUGAAAACCUCACCAACCGAGACAUCCGCUCUGUGGAGCUGGAGGUGCUGUGCCCAGAGAUGUUGCACGCUGCCGUUGCCUCGCCAGUCCCACCAGCGUCAGGCCAUCCUAGCCCCACCAGCCCCUCGCCCUACGAGCUCCCCCCAGCUGCAGGAGGUCCUGUUCCUCUUUCUGUGCUCAUUCUCAGCCUACUGGUACUGUUCUUCUCUGCAGUCUUCAUUGCUGCGGGCCUUUUUGCCUUCGUCCUGCGCCGACACCGAAAGAAUCUUCCCUUCCGGAACAAGCAGCGGCAGGAGGCCCUUGACUUAACCGGCAUCCAAAUGCAGUGCCACCAUCUUUUUGAAGAAGGUGGCAGCGGCGGAGGCGGGGGAAUUAGCGCCUCCCCGGAGAAGGCACCCCCGGUGGGCCAUGUCUAUGAUUACAUCCCGCAUCCAGUAACCCAGAUGUGCAACAACCCCAUCUACAAACCGCGGGAGGAGGAUGAUGCCGUAGCAGGGGAACCUGGGCCACCUGGGGACAUCCUUCUAGGAGGCAGUGGAGGUGGUGGCUGUGCCGGGGAACAGUUUGUUGAUCCCACAAAGGACAGUGGGAGCAGUAGCUGCUACAGGACCUUGCUGGAGAAGGAGAAAGAGUGGAGCUUGGCUGUAUCCAGUUCACAGCUCAACACCAUAGUGACCACCAACCAUCACCCACACCCACCUGGAGGGGGUAUUGGUGGGGGGUUGCCUCUCAUGGGGGAACUAGCGCUGGUGCCACCUGUCUUCCAUCACGAGAAGAACGGUGGGGUGGUUUUAUUCCCCCCUAGUGGUGCCAUUUUAGACAGCAGGGAGAGGCCACCCUUAGCCCCUCCGUGCACAGUGGGCUUUGUGGACUGCCUCUACGGCACGGUGCCCAAAUUAAAGGAACUGCACGUGCACCCCCCUGGCAUGCAAUAUCCAGACCUGCAGCAGGACGCCAGGCUGAAAGAAACCCUUCUCUUCUCAGCUGGUAAGGGCUUCCCAGACCACCACCAAACCCCCCAAAGUGAAUACCUCGAGUUAAGGGCCAAACUCCAAACCAAGCCGGAUUACCUCGAAGUCCUGGAGAAGACCACUUAUAGGUUUUGAAAAAUGUCUAGGUUUUUACAGCCAAUUCCUAGCCCCCGGUACCCUGCAGCCCCUUCCCUUCCCUCACCACCUUGAUCCACAUCCUUUUCUUUCCCUUCUGAUCCCCCCCCCACAUCCCCGCCAACCACCGCAUGCUGAUACUAGAGGAUACAGCUCUGUGCUUUCCCCCUGCCAGAUGUUGGUUUGGAGGAAAGGCCCAACUCAGAUGAUCAUUAAUCGAUAAAGUGCCUUUUGCAGACUUUUGCCAGCAGAUGUUAAUCAAUCAUUAUUUUUUUAUACUGAAAAACAAAAAAAGCAAAACAGAAACACUGGGACUUUGACUGUGCCAUGUUGUCUAAGGUAUAAGAAUAUUAUUAUCAUUAGCAUCAUGGGAAAUCUUUGUCUCGACCCUGACAAAGUAAGUUCUAUGUGUAUGGCGCUCUCUCUCUUUCUCUCUUGCGUGCGCGCACUCUCUUUUUUUCUGCUGUAGAUUUCUUUUUAACAACAAAAAAGCAAAACGAAAACACAAACCCUUCCAUUCAUCUUCCCCCCCCCUUCCUGUUGAGGGGAGGGAGGCAUCCUUCCAAACAGCAUUUUUUUGUGGCUCGGUUUCUUCUUUUUUUCCUCAUCAUGGCACAGAAUCUGUACAUUUAUUUCAAAGAAAACAAAAAA
Molecule: messenger RNA, 4074 nt
Organism: Pogona vitticeps (central bearded dragon)
Lineage: Eukaryota; Metazoa; Chordata; Lepidosauria; Squamata; Agamidae
Source: RefSeq, a predicted model, not a curated record